CUCCAAUUCCAUCCACCUCGGGGAUGAAGUUUGUAGAGUCUUCUGUGCGAGAACGCAUGAGAGAGAAGCUGAAAGCUGCGCGGAUUGGUGAUCAUCAGUUGAGUGCAGUACAAAGAAAAGAAGGCAAGGUGUCUGCAAGAGUGAAGUUUCGUGAUCUUGUCAGAAGAGGCAAACAAAAACCACAGAUUCAGAUGGGUUAUCCUUCUUCUGAAGAAGCCUAUAAUUUCUUUACUUUCAAUUUUGGUCCUGAGGAAGAGAAUGUAGGGGAUGAUGAUCAAAACAAUAAAAAGGGUGCAUCAGAUCUAGAUGACAAAGGGAGGGAGAACCAGAAAUCUGCUCUCAGCAAUCAGGAAGAACAAGAAGAGAAUGAAAUGGAUGAAGAGGAACACCUUUUCCAUGAUAAAGAGGAUGAUGGCAUAUUUCUUAUAGAACAGACAUGCCAAGAUUUCUUAGAAGUUAGAUCUGCAGAAUAUGAAAGCUAUUCUGGACGGGUGCAGAAAGAGAAAGAUGUUUUGUUUGUUCCCAGUAUGCUAAGAGUGUCCCCCUCUCUGAAGGUGCCUGAAAAUAUGCAGCCACGGUAUCUUGAGGAGGAAGGUCUCUACACAGGAGAACGUCCUGUUGUGUCAUUGUCCAACCAAAACAUUGUAGAGAAUAGGAUACUCAAGCAGGAACAGGUGAAAAAGUGGUUUGGAGAUGAUGGUCAAAUUUUGGCAUUGCCCAAUCCAAUUAAACAGUCCCUUACUAGACCUCCAUUAUUUCUCACAAAGGGUGACCAAGAGACGGACCUUAUGACCUUUUAUAAAAAGGCCAUAAAAAUGAGACUUGCCAACCAGUACAUAGUUGGAAAUGAUGACCCACAAGGUUGCUUUCAGUUGGAUGUUGAUAUUUCAGGAUUAAUAUUCACGCAUCAUCCUUGCUUUAGCCGUGAACAUGUCCUAGCAGCAAAACUGGCUCAGUUGUUUGAUCAGUACCUGUCCAGAAAGCAGAGAAAUCUUACUAAACUCCUUACAGAUAAGGUAAUUUCACUACUUUUCUUCAUUUUAGAAAUAUAUCAAUAA
Molecule: messenger RNA, 1058 nt
Organism: Python bivittatus (Burmese python)
Lineage: Eukaryota; Metazoa; Chordata; Lepidosauria; Squamata; Pythonidae
Source: RefSeq, a predicted model, not a curated record